AUGGCCUUCUCCAAAAACACAGUAAUCUUGGUUAUUCUCUGCUUCAUCCUCAUACAAGUGUUGGAGAACUAUGGUGGAAAUCAGCACAUGGUUGCAGCCGAGCAGAUAGGUAAGAUUGGGAGCUAUAAUUUACACACUGACAGCGUAGGGAUUGAAACUGGUCACUACUGUGCUGGCAAGUGCAAUUACAGGUGCAGCAAGGCAUCAAGACAGAAAAUGUGCUUAAGGGCAUGCAAUAGUUGCUGCCAGAGGUGCAAUUGCGUGCCACCAGGCACAGCUGGGAACCGAGAUGAGUGCUCUUGCUAUGCUUCUUUGACCACACAUGGAGGAAAGCUCAAGUGCCCAUGA
Messenger RNA from Abrus precatorius (Indian licorice), 348 nucleotides. Its product is annotated as gibberellin-regulated protein 2-like. The transcript has 3 exons. The record is from RefSeq and is a predicted model, not a curated record. Bases 1 to 348 code for a protein of 115 amino acids. Lineage: Eukaryota; Viridiplantae; Streptophyta; Magnoliopsida; Fabales; Fabaceae.